Messenger RNA from Staurois parvus, 390 nucleotides. The record is from the annotation of a GenBank genome assembly. NCBI's taxonomy places the organism in Eukaryota, Metazoa, Chordata, Amphibia, Anura, Ranidae.
AAUAUUCAGCUGCAAGGAGACCACAGACAAUACUGUGACCCUAUUGCUUUACCCUACAUGGCCAAUACAAGAAGUUAUUUUGUGUUGACCCUGCAUUCACUAUAUCCAGUCUCCCAGGACCCUGCAUUCACUAUAUCCGCUCUCCCAGGACCCUGCAUUCACUAUAUCCGCUCUCCCAGGACCCUGCAUUCACUAUAUCCGCUCUCCCAGGACCCUGCAUUCACUAUAGCCGCUCUCCCAGGACCCUGCAUUCACUAUAUUUGGUCUCCCAGGACCCUGCAUUCACUAUAUCCGCUCUCCCAGGACCCUGCAUUCACUAUAUCCGCUCUCCCAGGACCCUGUAUUCACUAUAUCUGCUCUCCCCGGACCCUGCAUUCACUAUAUCUGUUU